GCGAUUUCCCAAUCUUCUAUCCAUGACAUAAACAAUAACUACUCCCAUAGAAAAAUAAAAUCUAGCAAAAAGACAAAUGGGCAGAUAGAUAAUUGGAAAGGAAGAAAGCCAGAGGAUAAUAAAGAGAGGAGAGGAACGGGUUGUUUUCCAUCCAUAAACUUCCAUAUCACAGCCAUAGCCAUGGAUGGAGGAGGUUUCAAGCGGGUAGUCCUGUUCAAGUUCAAAGAAGGGGUUGCAGUGGAGGAGAUGCUGAAUGGGUUGAAGAAGCUUUUCUCUGAGAUCGAUCUUGUCAAGUCCGCAGAAUGGGGAGAGGCGGCAGAUAUUGAGGGCUCCGGCGCCUCUGCAACUGCGGCGCUCCCUAGCCCGGCAAAGGGCUUCACCCACGCCGUCGUGAUGAGAUUCGACAGCCAGGAGGACUGCUUGGCCUUCAUGACACACCCUGCCCACGUUGAGCUCGGCGCCACUUUCCUUGACGCCGUUGACGACUUUCUGGGCCUCAACUUCCCGGUUCUUUCUCUCAAGUAGUCCGCCGGCACUCUCGAACUCCGAUCGUGUAUGAGAUUUGUCCGUAUUAGUUGCAUGAUUGGUGACUGAGAUUACAAAUAAUGUUCAUGUUUGGUCACUGGAAAUAUUUAAAUCCAAUAUUGGUUAUUCAAAUUAGUUAAAUGAUUCAAGUUUGGUCACUCUCCAUCCAUUUCCGUUAACUCUAACUUACGUGGCAGUCAACUUUUAUAGUUGACCGUUAAAUAUGUGACGUGGCAACUAAACAAUUAUUAAAAAU
Molecule: messenger RNA, 781 nt
Organism: Linum trigynum
Lineage: Eukaryota; Viridiplantae; Streptophyta; Magnoliopsida; Malpighiales; Linaceae
Source: the annotation of a GenBank genome assembly